GAAUACUAACGUACCAGGCGUAAAAAGACGCCUGAGCAGAGUCCUCACAACUGUUUUUUUUCAGGGGAAACUGCUGUAGCCCUGAGAACCGGAAACAUCCGUUUUCACCACCCCGCGGAGAGUGGAACACUAACGCUACUGCCUGAACUUUUUUUUAGCCCUCCCCCAAUCUGUAUAUAUCACUAAUGUCUCUGUUCGAUUUGUUGCUUUAUUGCAAUGGAAUGGUAGGACCCAUUGGCUACUAGUGAUGGAGACCGAGUUCUAAAACAGGUAGAAAAGUGACUCCUUUCCACUCCGCUCGGUCGGUUACCGCGAGUAUAAUAACGUUAAAAGAUAUCUAGAAUGGAGACUGUUGAGCAGCUCGUGUCGUUUAACCAUAUCCCAGUCCAGUUAAACGGAGGCACGCCUUGGGGGUUCACGCUGAAAGGAGGUCUCGAGCACGGAGAACCGCUCAUCAUCACUAAAGAGCCUGCCUGUUACGUGAAUGCAGUAGAAGCCAAGAUUGAAGAAGGUGGUAAGGCAGAACAAUGUAAGAAGCUGAGAGUGGGUGAUGAACUGGUCAAUAUAAACGGAUCAGCCCUCUACGGUUCAAGACAGGAAGCUCUUAUACUCAUCAAGGGUUCCUACCGGAUACUAAAGAUCACCGUAUGCAGACGCAGUGUACCUGUGAUCAGGCCUCACUCGUGGCACCUGGCCAAGCUUUCAUCAACGGAAUCCCCCCACAGUUCUACCUCUGUCCCCCCUCCUCCUUCCCCGUCCCCCCCAUCUGCCAUGCAGCUCCAUCCUGGGCUCUACACACUACCCUGGCACUCUACAGCAGACAACAGUGAUCUGUCUAUCCAGUGGAACAAGCUCUCCAGACACUACUCUACAGAUAGAAGCAGUUCCCUAAGUAGCAUGGACAGCCUUGACCCUACUAGCAGCCAAGUGUACUACGAUUCCCAUAAUUCCCCAGUGGACCCGGCCAUCUUCAACAAUAAGAGAGACUAUGAAUACCACAAUUCACCAGUGGACCCUGCUAUAUUCAACAAUAUAAGAGACUCUGCCUAUAGCUCUUUCUCAGCUAGUUCUAAUAUGUCAGACUAUACUGUCUCAUUAAGGCCCGGUGAGGCCUGUUCUAUGGAGAAUAUCGUCCGAAGCCUUGGGCCAGGGGGACCCGCCUGCCGGGUUAAUACAUGUGGCAAUGCACCAUCCCUGGGGAGGGAGUCAGGCGAGGCCCAGGAUGAGACUGAUACCUCAACCCUACUACUAAAGUCGAGGUCACUGACCAGGCCAAGAGUGAGGCAGCCGGAAGCGAAGGAGAGACCAUCUUCGUACUGUUUUGAAGAAGAGAGGAGAGAAGGGAGUGGGGAGAGGGGUGGAGGAGGAGGGAAGAGGGGGGCUUCAAUUCCACCCCUUCCCCCAACCAGGAAGGACAGUUUUAGGGCCACGAGGGGUCGCUUGGGGAUUACAGAUGUCAAAGAUCAACGAUGCAUCUCUGCCCCCGUCGGAAUUCCCAGCCUCUCCAGUUGCCAUGUCGAGGACGAUGACGACGAUCCUCAGAAUGUUCCUGGUGUUCCGGUUAUUCCUAGCUGGAACGGCUAUCCCGCUCCCUGCAAGGCGUCAAAGGCAGAGGGAGACAUGGGAAAUGGGAAAAAGAAUGGGGUUGGGAAUUUUAAAGGAGAUUCUUUGGAGCAAUACUACACCCUCAUCUCCAAAAAAAAAGAUUCCCUUGUGAAUAAGAACUUAGAGAUCCAGGAGAUCCACCCAGACUCCCUCCACCUUCCUGCCCUAGAGAUAAGCUCCUCUUCCUCCAUCUCCGGCUCCAGCUCCCUACCUCCAGACAGCUCCAUAGAUCCAGAACCCCCAGGUGAAGCCAACCACCUCCUCCCCCAGAACAAGCACUGCUCAUCAGGUCUCUACAGACAAAGCGUCCCUGAGAAACUCUUAUCGCAGCUACGUCAUCUAGAGUUUUCCAGUGACUCUUCGGACCAUAGCUCCGUCUCCCCCUCCAGCUCCCAGUGGUCUCGCUCCCCCCUUAACCCCCCCAGGGAGGACCUAGGAGGGGAUAUAGGGAGUCACGACACCUCCCUCCUCCUCCUCCAGCAGAACACUGGGGAGUGGGAACAAAGGAGUCAAUGCUCUACCCCAGGAUUGGUGGACACUGAUGGGAUUGGGGAGGCAGGAGAGGUGAGUGUGGUGGUUUGGAAGAGUAGGGAGGUGGUAGCGGCUGCUGGUAAUUGCCUCUCGCCCAUCCAGGUCCAACACCCCUGGGGUAGGUCGGUGAGUGUUCCAGGGUCAGGGGAGCCCUCUGGAGAUUGUACACAGGGAGAGGUGAGCCCGGAGCGGAUUUGGGAGACCGACUUUGGGCCUCUCAGUGCUGCAGCCAGUGUAGACAGCCUACUAGAGGGAAGUCAUAGAGGAGGAGGAAGAAGGGAUGAUAAUGAAGGAAAGGUGCUGAUGAAGAAACCCAGGAGUCACCGUUCGUCCCGGUCACGCCGUCGCAGCGAACGCUUCGCCACAAACCUCCGUAACGAGAUCCAGCACAAGAAGGCCCAGCUGUCCAAGAGUAAAGGCCCAGGAGGGUUGCUCUACAGCGGGGAGACAGUUGAGGAAGAAGGUCCAGACCUGGAAAUCCAGGACCUCGUGAGGAAAGAGGCUGAGGACGUUGAUCCGCCUGCCAAGGAGAGCAGCUCCCAAGGCGUGUACACCUGUUCCGACAUCAGCCUCUCAGCUCCAGCUCCUGGAGGUCUGAACAGACUAUCCUCUUCUUCCACCCUCCAGCUCCACCAGCCGUCCCUAGCCCCAGUUUCAGCUCUACAACCCCCCAGGGAUGAAGAACCUGAACCACCAGGGAAGCAAGACCAAGCUACAUACUCUUCCAGGACACCCCAAAGGUCAGUCCCAACCUUGCCUAGCUGGGGUAUGGGUAUCCAGGUCGUGGAGGAGCUAGCUCCAGCUGGUAAGUCCCGCCGAUGGAGAUGGACACCCGAACAUAAACUCCAACCAGAAGUUGACACUGACCGACGGGGGGAGAGGGUCGGAGUGGCCUUGGGGGUGUCAGGACGAGGGAGGGCAUCCUCUGCCUCCUCUUCUUCUUCUACCACUUGUUCUUCCCACACUGAGGAGUCUGAUAUUCUACCUUUCGCGGACCGCUGUAAGUUCUUUGAGGAGACAAGCAGGAGUAUAUUGGUGUCAAAUUUGCCAGGUCUGACGAGACGACGGCAGAGGCCAGAUAGACAUGAGGGGCAGCCUCAUCUGUCGAUGCUGGAGAACCAAAGAGGAGGCUAUGGACAGGGACAAGCCCAGAGGAGGUACUCUUACCAGGGUGGAUUCGAGCGAGAAAGUCCCCUUUUGAUUAAUACCAUGGAGGCCCGGAGACAAUCGGUUAGUGGGAAUAGGGAGAGAGAGAAGGAGAGGGAAAAAGAGAGGGAGAUGGAAAGGGAGGUAAGAGCAAGAGAGAGGGAAAGGGAAAGGGAGGAAAGAGCAAGAGAGAGGGAAAGGGAAAGGGAGGAGAGGGCGACAGAGAGGGAGAGGUUGUUGGAGAGGGAGGAAAUGGUAAGGGAGAGGGAAAGAGAAGAGAGGGCCAGAGAGAGGGAGAUGGCUCUUGAGGGGGAAAGGGAGGAAGAGAGACAAAGAGAGGAAAGGGCUAGACUGAGAGAGCUGGAGAUGGAGAGAGAAAGGGGGAUAGAGAGGGAACAAGAUAGUGAGAUGGAGAAAGAGAGACAAAGUGAGAGAGAGAGGAAAAGAGAGAGGGAGAGAAAGUCACUCAGUUCAGCUCAGGAUCUUUUUGCCAGUCAAUCCCAACCCCAUGCCUACCCCCAGAACCACUCCCAUCCCCAAAUCCAGAUGGAGGCUCCUCGUUCAGCCUUCCACCCGGUCAACACCGCUCUUCUCCAGGAUAACCAGGCUCUUCACCAGGGGUAUCCACCACAGAGCUACACACCAACAGAGGCGUAUCCUGCUGCGUCUCGACCGUUACCGUGGGAACAGACACAGAUCAACAGGAAGUUCAGCCUGACCGAGAGGGACUACCCCCGGUACAGACGUGAUUCAUCCACCGGGCCACCAAAUUGUACUAUAACAGUAACACCUGACUACCACCACCACCAGCAAGUCUCCCAAAGUGGGGGUUGUUGGAAUGGCUUGCUGUCUGCCUGUAGUGUGGACGAGGAGGACCAUCACCAGACGUCUAUGGUGGUUAACCCCACAUCAUAUUCAUCUUCAUCACUACUACGAAGCAGGGCCAUGUCCGAGAACGAUCUACACUUUGGCUCCACCCACCGCCGUACUUCACCCUCGGUUGCUAUGGCGACACCACUGUCUGAGCUGGAGGAGGGAGGCGGGAUCGAAGGGGGAAGAGUGGGAGUGGGAGGAAUUAGGGGAGCGGCUAACAAAAAUAAGACUCUACCCCCUCCGAGGCCACCUCCCCCCAAAUGGGAGCAGUUCCACCGCAGGAGAGCCUCCCACCACACCCUCUUGUCCUCUCCUCUCUUCUCCACCUCUGUUUCUUCAUCCAUCCAUCCAUUGGUAAACCCCACCCCCCCUCCUCUCCCUCUCAUACCACCAGAGGGUCCCACCUCUCACCCUUCAUCUCACCCCUGUCACCCUGAAAAGAGUGAAAUGACGCGGCAGCGCUCCUACAGCCUCCCGCCCCAGAGGGAGGAGCUAGAGGGGUGCCAGCGCUGCAUCAGAAGCCAAGUCCAGGAAUGGCGCUUUCCCCAGUCUUCGCCUAGUCCAGGGUUCACACACACGGCCUUCCGGCCGGUGGCCCCGCCCCAAAGAGAUAAAGACACUCCCCCUCGCUACAACAACACACUGCCGCCAUCAGAAAGCUGUGUCAGGUUGUACAACAUGGUUGACCAAGAUUGUCCUGCUGUAUUGAAGCCUAUCUCUCAUAGACAGCAGAGGGCCAGGGCUGAGUGGGAGAGAACUCCGUCUCCCAGAGUGCAUAGCUUCUCAGGUCAACUCACCAUAGAGAAUGGCGUUAUCUCACCAGAGUCCUACUUCGCUAUGACCUAUGAACAACAACAACAGUUACAGCAGAAUAGAAGAUUGCGGAAUCACCCCCACAACAACAACGACAAGCCGGAAUUGGAACAUGAAUUAUUGGAACUGGAACCGGAAUCCGAUUUCGGCCCGAGCCCCGCCCAGAGCUUGGAACAGGAAGUGGACAUCCCCAUGGAAACGGACAUCGACGACUCCCAGGAGGAGGGGCUUCCAGAGGAUGAAGAGCCAAUCAGGACAGAGCUACAAGGUUUCGCCCUGCCGGUCACGGUGCUGGAGACGGACAUCGACACGCUCCCUAAUCAGGAGGCCUUGCCAGCGGGUAGGAUGACAGUGGAGAAUGGGUCUCUGGAUGGAGAAAUGGAGGACCAGGGGAUGAGGACCAGAGAGGAACUCAUGGAGGAGCUGUUUCCCCAGAGCAUUGAGGGCGAGGCAGGCACAGAGAGCUGGAGAGGGGCCUACCGUAGCCCCAACCUGGAGCACAAUACAGACAGUCUGGAUAGGCGUUCUGGUGCCAGCUCCAGUUGUUCGUCCUACUACUCUACCUCAGCAGCCAAAGCUCAGCUCCUCACUCAGAUGAAAGACUACUGCUCAGACACUAGAGACACUGAUGAUGAUGAUGAGGACCUGUCUUACAAGAGACAGUUGAUGGAGAGUCUACGUAAGAAGCUAGGAAUUCUGAGAGAGGCACAGAGAGGUCUACAGGAGGAUAUACGGGCUAACGCACAGCUGGGAGAGGAGGUUGAAAGCCUGGUGCUAGCGUUCUGUAAGCCCAAUGAGGUGGAUAAGUUCAGGAUGUUUAUCGGGGAUAUGGAUAAGGUGGUCAGUCUGCUUCUGUCUCUCUCCGGACGGCUACUUAGGGUUGAGAGCUCACUGGACAACCUGGAGGCCGAGACUGGACACUAUGAGAGGCUCCCCCUCCUGGAGAAGAAGCGUCAGCUCCUGGUGCAGCUGUCAGAGGCCCAGGACCUCAAAGAACAUGUAGACCGACGGGAGCAGGUUGUGGGAAGGGUGCUAAGACGAUGCCUCUCCCAAGAACAGCACCGUGACUACAGUCAUUACGUCAAGAUGAAGGCAGCAUUGCUGGUGGAACAGAGGCAGCUGGAGGACAAGAUCAGGCUGGGAGAAGAGCAGCUAAGGGGGCUACGGGAGAGCCUAGGGAUGGGAUUAGGGAUGUCCAUGGGAUAUGGGCACUACUAAACCCCAACCAAGAGACCUGAAAGCUGGGCAGAUGGAUGGGGUAUCAACACUAUUGAGAGAAAGUAAUCAAGGACAGUUAGAGCAGUUAAGAACCUUAAGGGAGAGUCUGUGUUGGGGAUGUCCAUGUUGAUGGGGUAUGGACACUAUUGAGAGAACUAACACUUAACUUAAAGGUGAAUUUUGCUUUUUUUUUUAUAAACAACUCUCUAUUCCAGACACUUUUUUUGCGAUUUCACUUGUUUUUGAGAAACUUACCCCAACCAGUGAUUCACUUCCUCAUUGUUGUUGUGCAGUACGGCGGCUCUGAAAAAAACGGGGGUUCUGAACAAACAUGAACAAAUGUUCCAAAAACACCCAAAUACGUCCUUUUAGAAAUGAAAACACACUGAGUUUAGUGAUGCAGGUCUUUAGAUGUUGUACAUGUGAAAUUGUGUCAUUUCAAACUUUAUCCACAACGUUAUAUUCCAUUUUGUGUGGAAAUACAUUUCUGGUUGGGGAAAGUUUCUCAAAAUCAAGUGAAAUUGCAAUAAAAGUGUAUUGACUCUUCUAUGACAUGCCAUUUACAUCGAAAUAAUAUUUUAUUGUAAAAAAACACAUUUCUCCUUCAAGGAAACUUUAGAGACGAGUUGAUGGUGUUAGGGAUGGGCUGGGGGAUGUAUGUAGGAUUAAUUCAUUAUUGAGUGAAAACCACCCUACCCAGGGAGACCCUAGAGUGGGGCAGAUGGGCUUCGGAAUGGGGUUAGGGAUGGGGAGAGCCAUGGAAUGUCUAUGGGGUAUGGGCACUAUGGGGAGACAGGCAACCUAUACAAGUAGACCCUAGAGUGGGGUACAUUAGCAUGGGGGGUGGGGUAUGGACACUAAUUGAGAGAGAACCAACCCAACCUAAGGAGAGCCUGGAGAGCUAUGGUAGAGUUUAGGGUUAGGGGUAGAGCUGAGGGAUGUCCAUGAAGUAUGGGAACUGUAGGGAGACAGCCAACCCACACAUGGGUGCCCUAGAGUUGGGUAAAUUAGGGAUGGGGUUAAAGUUGGGUGAUGGGACAUGGGCACUACUUCCUAAAACACAAUACUUUUCCUGACACCAACACCUACACUGUGUUAAACAGAGGUGGCCAUUAAAACCCCACAAGAGAAUGCAUUAAGGCUGCACUUGGCAGUAUUUGUCCGUUAAGAAAUACAAACCUACUCGUUGGUGUUAGACACACUGGUACACCCAAGAGUAACAACUAUCUUUCACUUACCAACUGUAACCUCACAAUCGCAUACUCCAUGCACAACAAAACGAGGCCAAAGAAUACGUUGUUGUUUAGUGUGUGUGUUACUGAACAAGACUGGAGAAAGUAUGUAUUUAUUAUUUAUAUCUCUGUUGAGCAAUACGGACAGGGAGGAUUUGGGGUGCUAGACGAGAGCAUUUUCAUGAAACUGUUGGGGAGUGCAUUGAAUACAUAGAAAUGGAUAGAAGGUGCAUGUGCCAAAAAGCUGCCCAUGCUAUCACAUCAAACAUUAUUGCAAAGAAAAGCCCUCUAUCCAAUUCUAUGAUUGCAUAUAAUCCUAUUACAGUUAGUUAUAUGUCCAGAAAUGGAGAGAGACAGCCGCUUCUCUCCACUCUCAUAUAACACUAUACUAGCCUGAGUGCCAGUCUGUUUGUGCUAUCAUGUGCUAUCAUGCUAACUCCUUAACGGUUAUGGCUUGACAUGUUUGGCUUGACACUGACGGCGAUGGAGUUUGCCAAGAGCGCAAACAGAUUUGGGGCCUGGUAAACCCUAUACUCCAUAACGGCAUCACAUCACUCCUUAACUCUACACUACCACACCACGCCUUAGAUUGUGUAUAUUGGUGUAGGGUGAAGUUUCCCCUAGACACUGAUCCUGGGUCGGUUUAGCAUUUUCCCCACUAAUGGUUAAGGUUAAAAUAGGGGGAGGAGAAGCUGAUCCUAGGAAAUUUCACCUCGUAGCCCUAAAAUUACCACACCAUGUCUUGUGUGUCUAUGCAUUCAUCAUUAUUGUGUGUAUUAAAUGUUGUGUAUAGAAGUGAUAUUCAUGUGUUAUAACUGGAAUCCAUCAUUGUAGUGUAAAUAUGUCAUGAGAAGCUAUGUCAUUUAUAUAUAUAUACACGUCAUAUGGCAUAUAAUCGUCAUAUGGCAAAGUUCAUCCUAAUACAAUUACGUGCCAUUCAAAAAUAUUUCGUUUUUAUUACAUUUUGGGGGAUUUUUUUGGGGCACGUAUUGUAUUAGGAUGAACUUUGCCAUAUGACGUAUAUAUAUAAUAUGACGUGUAUAUAUAUAAAUGACAUAACUUCUUAUUUAUAUAUAUAUAUUAUUGGCUGUUUGACCAAAAACAUGCAUGCAGACCAUAUCUUUUUAUUUUAUUUUUUAUUUUUAACCUAACCUUAACCCCUAAUCCUAACCCCUAAUCCUAAAAUAUCCUUUUUACAAAUGAGAACUGGCAAAAGAUCCUCACUUCCUUGAAUUCUAGUUGGUUUACUAUUCUUGUGAGGACUUCUGGAACUCACAAGUAUAGCAAAACGUGUGCUCACACAGAUACACACACAGUGCUUUCGGAAUAUAUUCAGACCCCUUGACUUUUUCCACUUUUUGUUACAUUACAGCCUUAUUCUAAAAUUGAUUAAAUAAGAAAAAAUCCUCAGCAAUCUACAUACAAUACCCCAUAAUGACAUUUAUCAAAAUUAAAAACAGAAAUAUGUUAUUUAUGUAAGUAUUCAGACCCUUUGCUAUGAGACUCGAAGUUGAGUCUUGUUUCCAUUGAUUAGCCUUGAGAUAAUAAUAUAAUAUAUGCCAUUUAGCAGAUGCUUUUAUCCAAAGCGACUUAUGUUUCUACAACUUGAUUGGAGUUCGCCUGUGGUAAAUUCAAUUGAUUUGACAUGAUUUGGAAAGGCACACUCCUGUCUAUAUAAGGUCCCAUAGUUGACAGUGCAUGUCACACCAAAAACCAAGCCAUGAGGUCGAAGGAAUGGUCCGUAGAGCUCCGAGACAGGAUUGUGUCGAGGCACAGAUCUGGGGAAGGGUACGAAAAAAUGUCUGCAGCAUUGAAGGUCCCCAAGAACACAGUGGCCUCCAUCAUUAUUAAAUGGAAGAAGUUUGAAACCAACAAGACUCUUCCUAGGGCUAAACUGAGGUUCUGGGGGAUAAGGGCCUUGGUCAGGGGGGUGACCAAGAUCUGAUUGGUCACUCUGACAGACCUCUAGUUCCUCUGUGGAAAGGAACUCCAUCCCUGCAACACUCCACCAAUCAGACAGAAGCUUUUCCUCAGUGAAAGGCACAUGACAGCCCACUUGGAGUUUACCGAAGGGCACCUAAAGACUCUCAGACCAUGAGAAACAAGAUUCUCUGGUCUGAUGAAACCAAGAUUGAACUCUUUGUGCUGAAUGCCAAGUGUGAUUUCUGGAGGAAACCUGGCGUCAUCCCUGGUCAUGCAUCAUGCUGUGGGGAUGUUUUUCGGCAGGAGGGAAUGGGAAACUAGUCAAGAUUGAGGGAAAUAUGAACAACGCAAAUUACAGAGAGAUCCUUGAUGAAAACCUGCUCUAGAGCACUCAGGACUUCAGACUGGGGGCGAAGGUUCACCUUCCAAAAGGACAAUGACCGUAAGCACACAGCCAAGACAACGGAGCAGUGGCUUCGGGACAGAUCUCAGCCAAAGCCCGGACUUGAAUCCAAUCGAACAUCUCUGGAGAGAUGUUCAAUAGCUGUGCAGCGAUGCUCCCCAUACAACCUGACAGAGCUUGAGAGGAUUUUUUUAGAGAAGAAUGGGAGGAACUCCCCAAAUACAGGUGUGCCAAGCUUGUAGCGUCAUAACCAAGAAGACUCAAGGGUGUAAUUGCUGCCAAAGUUGCUUCAACUAUGUAUUGAGUAAAGGGUCUGAAUACUUAUGUAAAUGUGAUAUUUCAUUUAUUUAUUGCAAAAAUUUCACACAAAAAAACAGUUUUUUGCUUUGUCAUUUUGAAGUAUUUUGGGUAGAUUGAGGGGAAAAAAACUAUUGAAUCCAUUUUAGAAUAAGGCUGCACUGUAACAAUGUGGAAAAAGGUCAAGGAGUCUGAAUACUUUUGGAAUGGACUGUAUAUGUGUUUGUAUUAAUUUCUUUUUUACAUUUUUGUUUACUGUAUUCCCUUCAUAGUGCACUACUGUAAACGAUGGGUUGGGACCAAAUAAGGGGUCCCAAGCUUCCACACAAGUAAUCUAAACUUCCACAAGUAAAAAAAUAUCCACUUAGUCAUGCAUUGAUGUCAAUGGGAAAUUUAAGUGAAAAUUAUACUCUUAGGUGGAGGUUAGGAUUCACUCCUAAUGCUAGACUUAUACUGCUGUGUAUUUUCUGAUAUGUAUUUUUUAUUAGAUUUAUUGCAAAAAUAUUUUAGUAAAAAACAAGUGAGACGAGUACCAUAAUUAAUAAUACUAUUUUAAACUAC
Messenger RNA from Oncorhynchus keta (chum salmon), 10602 nucleotides. It is a transcript of the gene shroom4, whose product is annotated as shroom family member 4. NCBI's taxonomy places the organism in Eukaryota, Metazoa, Chordata, Actinopteri, Salmoniformes, Salmonidae. The record is from RefSeq and is a predicted model, not a curated record. Bases 343 to 6186 code for a protein of 1947 amino acids. Gene Ontology annotation, cellular component: cortical actin cytoskeleton; adherens junction; apical plasma membrane. Gene Ontology annotation, molecular function: actin filament binding. Gene Ontology annotation, biological process: actin filament organization. The transcript is spliced from 15 exons.